This is a messenger RNA of Nothobranchius furzeri (turquoise killifish), 1735 nucleotides long. The record is from RefSeq and is a predicted model, not a curated record. Lineage: Eukaryota; Metazoa; Chordata; Actinopteri; Cyprinodontiformes; Nothobranchiidae.
GAAUGAUUUAGCUGGCACACACACGUGUCACGAUGGCAACUUGUCCGACUUGCAGCAAAUCUGUUGAUGAAGUGGAAGACCCAGGCGCUGCUCCUUAUGGAAACUUCAUUAACUACUACACCUUCAACCCUCCGGAGAACCGGCUGAGUCUGAUUCCAGCCACACUCCUGCGGGAUUUAGGGCACAAUGACAGUCGGGAGGAGGACACGUUGAUCCUGGACGUCGGGUGUAACUCAGGGGAACUGAGCGUUGCCUUCUACAAGCAUGUUGUUUCUGACCUCACCCCACCCAGGAGGAAGGUCCACCUCCUGGGAUUCGACUUGGAUGAAAAGCUUAUUCGUCGAGCACAACAGACCAGCCCUGAGCACAGUAACAUCACCUUCAUGCAUCUGGAUAUCACCCAGGACACGAAACGGCUGCAGGACUACCUCAGACAGCACUGCUGCACCCAUUUUCACCUGUGUUUGUGCCUGGCGGUUACAAUGUGGGUCCACCUAAACCACGGAGACUCUGCCCUACUCCAGCUGCUUUCACACCUGGCCUCCAUCAGCAAGCACCUUCUGCUGGAGGCCCAGCCCUGGAAGUGUUACCGCUCUGCAGCCCGGCGGCUGAGGAAGCUGGGCCGCUCUGACUUUGACCACUUUAAGACCCUGAAGAUCCAGGGGGACGUGGCCAUUCACCUCAAGGAGCACCUGGAGAAACACUGCGGCAUGCAGCUCAUCCAGAGCUAUGGCAGCACCUCGUGGGACCGUCAGUUGCUACUUUUCAGAAGGACAUAAGCCAAUAAAGACUUUAAUACACUGCAAGAAAUCUCUGAUUUUGACUUAAUGUCUCCUCAGCUGGUGACCUAAUGUGUCAGAAUUAAGCCAGGAUGAUGGCAUCUUAAACCAACAAAGAAGAAACAAACAACUCCAAUAAAUACAGAAAUAUUUCUUGUGCUACUUUGGAAACAAAUCAUCUUUACAUGUUUAGUUUUCAUAAAUGUCACCUCUGAUUAUCUUAAAACAAAUAACUACAUUUAAAUAGCAUCUUUGUGAUUGUGAUAUUUUAGUCCUAUUAUUAAGGACUUCAAAUUUGUGAUUUUAUGCAGCCAUGUCAGUUCAGGACCUUUAUGUUGACGUAGCUCGCAAAAUCUGUCUGUUCCUCAGAGUCUGGACCUCGCUGCGCAUGUCUCGGCUGUGGAGACGGGGUUGAAACCUGCUCUUCUUCAUGACAGUAAUGGCGCCUGUGCAGCACAGGUGUUAUGGCUCAGAGCCAUUUGGGUUUUUCCCUGUGUGUGUGUGAGUGAGUGAGAGAGGAGAUGCAGCACCUGGCUCCAAUCUCACUAGAUUGCCUCCCGGUUAGAUUCUCUCAGCUGAUCCUGAUGACCAGCAGCAUAAAAGUCAGCCAGCCCUCAGUUCAGGGAGCAGCAGGCUAGGGAGGUUCUCUCUGGUCUGUUGUCUCCUCAGCAGCUUUUGUUUUUGUUUUGUUAAGAUUUAUGUAACAACUUUGAGAGCUUAACUCUCUGUGUUUAACCGUUCGCCUUUUAGGGGUAAAGGACACUUUACCCCUUUGCUUGCUUUUAUAAGACAUCACUCAGUAAAAGGGAAAUCGUGAUGGUCUUUCGUGGUUUUUGUAUUAAUUUGGUUAAUAUGAGAAUUUAGUUGUUACUCGUUUUGCGUUGCUGAUGAUGUGUCUUGUUAAUCUGUGUUUUGAGUUUAUAUUUAUGUAAAUAAAUGUUGGUUUGUUACUUUUA